This is a messenger RNA of Scomber scombrus (Atlantic mackerel), 2484 nucleotides long. RefSeq names its product spire-type actin nucleation factor 2 (gene spire2). Gene Ontology annotation, biological process: actin filament polymerization; polar body extrusion after meiotic divisions; intracellular transport. The coding region runs from base 67 to 2484 and encodes 805 amino acids. The transcript has 15 exons. Lineage: Eukaryota; Metazoa; Chordata; Actinopteri; Scombriformes; Scombridae. Gene Ontology annotation, molecular function: actin binding. Gene Ontology annotation, cellular component: cell cortex; cytoplasmic vesicle membrane. The record is from RefSeq and is a predicted model, not a curated record.
ACAGCGGAUAGCAUCAAUGGCCCCGGUGCCUACGGAGUGAAGAAUGGGCUCCACGGCGUCGCAGCCAUGGCCAGAUCCACCAACAGAAGCGCCGAGGAAGGGGAAUCACGGGUGAUCGCUCCCGCGGACCGCGGAGAGGCGCGGGACCUGGCGGAGCCCCGGGAACUGUCUCUAGAGGAGGUGCUGAAGUCCUACGAGCAGCCCAUCAACGAGGAGCAGGCAUGGGCGGUGUGCUACCAGUGCUGCAGGGGGCUGAGGGUGCCCCGCCCGCCGCCCGGGACGUCCAGCCGGGUGAAGGACCCGUCCUCCAUCCUCCUGCACAGGGAUGGUACUGUGUCAUUGGAGCCGCAGCGCCGACACAGUGAUGACACUGAUGAGCAUCCCCUUCCAACUCCUCCAGAGUGUCAGCUGGUCCAGUCGCUGGGCGUGGCCAUCUACCGAGCACUGGACUGGGGGCUGGACGACACUCAGGAGCGGGAGCUCAGCCCACAGCUGGAGCGCCUCAUUGAACGCAUGGCUGGGGGGGACCACGGCGGAGAUGGAUACAGGACCUCUGGAAACGGCAUAACCGAUGAAGGCUACAGUGGACAGGAAGAGGAGGAGGAGGAGGAAGACCAGGGACAGGGGGGAGCGAUAAGGCCCGUGUGUACAUUCCGACAGGUGAUGGCUCUGUGCGCGUCUCGGCUUGCCAACCCAAGGCUGGCUCCGGAUCACUACCAAGCAGUGUGCAGGGCUCUGUUUGUAGAGACACUGGAGCUGCAGACCUUCCUCAUCAAGAUCAGAGAUGCUAAGGAGUUGCUGAAGAAGAUCACAACAGAGGAAACAGUGGAGGACAAGUCUACAGCCGAGCUGGACGCCCUGAAACACACAGACUGGGCACGUCUGUGGGUGCAGCUGAUGAAGGAGCUCAGGCAGGGAGUGAAGCUGAAGAAGGUGCAGGAGCAGCCGUUCAACCCACUGCCCACCGAGUUCAGCCUCACACCGUUCGAGAUGCUGAUGCAGGACAUCCGAGCACGCAAGUUCCAGCUACGCAAAGUCAUGGUGGACGGUGACAUUCCUACCCGAGUGAAAAGAAACGCCCACGAACUGAUCCUGGAUUUCAUCAGGUCAAGACCUCCACUCAAACCAGUCGGGGAGCGCAGCCUCCCCCCUCCUCCACCACAGGAGCAGUCCCUCCACGAACGGGUCCUGGCUGGGAUCAAGCAGGAGAGGAAACUCAAGCCUGUGCUCCUGCCCAGCUGCAGACCAUUUGGCUCUCUGCCCUGCCUGGCUCAGACUUGUCCUUGUAAUGUCAAAUCUACUUCGUGCAUCGACCUGUCCGUGUCGGAGCCCUGCCCCCGGCAACUGUCCCGCCCUCGCGUCCUGCUCAAGGCCCCAACUCUGGCUGAGAUGGAGGAGAUGAACAUAUCUGAGGAGGAGGAGUCCCCAGACAGUGCGGAGCUGAGGAGGGCAGAGAGCUCCCCCACGCCUCUGAAAAGAGAUCGAUCCUUCUCAGAGCACGACCUGGCCUUGCUCCGCGGGGAGAUGCUUCCUUCACUCUCCGAGUCAGCCCAGCUGGGCGGGGCAGUCAGGCUGAGGGGCGAGAGGCCGCGGUCCAGGACGCUGACGGGCGCCGGGCCACCUCCUUAUCACAGAGCCUCCUUACCGGUUCAUGGCUGGGUGCCACCCUCUCCCGCCCGCCUGUCUCUGAGUUCAGUCGACGAGACCACGGAGGGAUCCGAAACGAUAUCCGGCUCCAGAGCUGGAGACGAGCACCAGUGGAUGGAGGAGUUCAGUCACCCCGUGGAGAGUCUCGCCUUAACGGUGGACGAGGUCAUCAACGUGCGCCGAGUCUUGGUCAAAGCAGAGAUGGAGAAGUUUCUUCAGAGCAAAGAACUCUACAACAACCUGAAGAAAGGCAAGGUUUGCUGCUGCUGCAGAGUGAAAUUCCCUCUCUUCUCUUGGCCAUCUACCUGCUUACUGUGCAAAAGGUCCGUCUGCGGCUCCUGCAGUGCAAAGAUGAAGAUCCCCUCAAAGAAGAUGGCCCAUAUUCCUGUGUACACUGUGGGCUUCCACAGCACUCCAAAGAGUCACGGACACAAAAGCCAAGUGUAUAAGUCCCUGCGCACUCUGUCCCGCCGCUCGGUGGAGGAGGAGUUCCCCCACCUGUACGCACAUGGCUGCACGCUCCGAGACAUCUGCGCCGAAUGCAGCAAAUUCGUCGCUGACGUCAUUUCGUCCAGCCGCCGGAGCCUGGACAUCCUCAACAACACUCCCAAGAGGGAGGCCAAAGCUGCCGCUGCCGCCCCCGCCACCUCCACCAUCGCUCAGAGACCACAGCUGCAACGUCAGUCCAACCUCGAGACUUUCCCUCCACCUCACCCGCAGUCACAGGGUCACCCCCAGCACCCACCACAGUCCUAUCAUCAACAGCGACUCCACACGUCAUCGCCCUCCUUUUCACCACAGCUUCACGCCAAGACGAUCCCCAAUGCGAACCAAUGA